Penicillium pulvis is the source of this 1140-nucleotide messenger RNA. Its product is annotated as 5'-methylthioadenosine/S-adenosylhomocysteine nucleosidase family protein. Gene Ontology annotation, biological process: nucleoside metabolic process. Gene Ontology annotation, molecular function: catalytic activity. The coding region runs from base 1 to 1140 and encodes 379 amino acids. Lineage: Eukaryota; Fungi; Ascomycota; Eurotiomycetes; Eurotiales; Aspergillaceae. The transcript has a single exon. The record is from RefSeq and is a predicted model, not a curated record.
AUGUUUAAACCAACUGACUAUACUGUGGGCUGGGUCUGUGCCUUAAAGACCGAGUAUGUCGCCGCUAUAGCAUCUCUCGAUGAAAGGCAUGACCGUCCUACCGAGCUACCAUCUGCCAACCAAAAUGACUACACCCUGGGAAGGAUUAAGAAUCACAACGUGGUCAUAUCUGUGCUGCCAAUGGGCGAGUACGGCCUCUCCUCUGCAACACAGGUGGCAGUGAGCAUGAUGCACGCCUUCCCGAACAUUCGCGUCGCCCUAAUGGUUGGCAUCGGCGGUGGUGUGCCGAGCCCAAAGCAUGAUAUCCGACUUGGAGAUAUUGUCGUUGGCACACCCAGUAACGGUCAGGGCGGCAUCCUUCAGUAUGACUUUGGCAAAGUAAUCCAGGGUCAGGAUUUCAAGCAAACGGGCUUUCAUAACCAAGCACCUACAUUGCUGCGCGGCGCAGUAAACGGGCUUGCGGCUGAUUAUGACAUGGAUGGCAACCAAAUUGAAGAUGUCGUUAAUAAGAUUCUUGCGACGAAACCCCGAUUGAAGAAGAAAUAUUCGCGCCCCGAUCCGGCGACCGAUCGACUAUAUAAGAGCGACUUUCUACACCCUUUCGAAAACGAAUCACCUUGCGCUACCGUCUGUAGGGAGGACGGCUCUUCCCUAGUUUCACGGACCCCACGCGCCGAGGAGGAGGACAAUCCAGCCAUCCAUUAUGGCCUAAUUGCAUCCGCAAAUAGUCUAAUGAAGGAUGCUAAAAUCCGAGACGCAUUCGCGAAGCAAAACGAUGUUCUGUGCUUUGAGAUGGAAGCUGCUGGUUUAGUCAAUCACUUUCCUUGCUUAGUGAUCCGUGGUAUCUGUGACUAUUCCGACACGCACAAGAAUAAGGAAUGGCAGGGCUACGCUGCUAUGACGGCAGCUGCAUACGCAAAAGAGCUGUUGUAUAAGAUCGUUCCUCAGGUUGUUGUGCAACAGGAAACGGUCGCCACUGUCGUGAAGGAAGGUGAUACCUAUAAUACGAAUAUCACCAAUCUUUUGAAGGAAGGUGAUGGCCAUAACCAUAUCACAUUUGCAGGCAAUAAUUCUGGUUUUCAGGUUGGUAUGAACCGUGGUUCGAUCAGCGGGACGAGUUUUGGACGCACUGGAGCUUAG